Xenopus tropicalis (tropical clawed frog) is the source of this 7841-nucleotide messenger RNA. RefSeq names its product DOP1 leucine zipper like protein A (gene dop1a). Gene Ontology annotation, biological process: Golgi to endosome transport. The record is from RefSeq and is a predicted model, not a curated record. The transcript has 38 exons. NCBI's taxonomy places the organism in Eukaryota, Metazoa, Chordata, Amphibia, Anura, Pipidae. Gene Ontology annotation, cellular component: Golgi membrane; cytosol. Bases 327 to 7682 code for a protein of 2451 amino acids. Gene Ontology annotation, molecular function: heme binding; iron ion binding; monooxygenase activity.
GGAGAGCGCAUAACUCACGUUGCAGGGGGGAGGAUGAAUGGGGCAGGCUGGGCCUGUCAGCACAUAUUAAGAGAAGGCUGCGUAACUGUUAUCAGCAGUGGGGGAGGUGCAAUGAGGAUUUCUCACCAAUACACAGAUGUUAGGGGGGAUUGAGAGCAGAACGCGUUUUAGCUUUUUAGAUGAAUGUCCUAACAUGGGCACCGUACACGCUGAUGAUCACAACUGCAUGCCGGGAGCUGUCAGCUGGACUGUGAGCGGCGUUGCUGGGUGUAGGUGAUGCUUUCUCAUGAGAACAGGCUUUGCCUCUAGAGGGACGUGGAGGGAGAAUGAACGCAGAGGAAGUGGAACUUCUGAGUGACUCCAAGUAUAGGAACUAUGUGGCAGCUGUUGACAAAGCAUUAAAGAACUUUGAAUACUCCAGCGAAUGGGCUGAUCUUAUAUCUGCUCUUGGGAAGCUUAACAAGGUCUUACAGAACAACGCAAAGUAUCAGGUUGUUCCUAGAAAAAUAACAAUUGGUAAGAGGCUGGCACAAUGCCUUCACCCUGCCUUGCCCGGUGGAGUUCACAGGAAAGCACUGGAGACCUACGAAAUAAUCUUCAAAAUUAUUGGACCAAAGCGCCUUGCCAAAGACCUCUUUCUGUACAGCUCUGGUCUCUUUCCUCUACUGACAAAUGCUGCUAUGUCUGUGAAACCAGUAUUACUUAGUCUGUAUGAAAUGUACUACCUUCCUCUUGGCAAAACCUUGAAACCAGGGCUGCAAGGACUGCUCACUGGAAUCCUUCCAGGACUAGAGGAAGGUUCUGAAUAUUAUGAUAGGACUAACACCUUGUUAGAGAAGGUGGCUUCUGCUGUGGAACAAUCUGCAUUCUACGGUGCAUUGUGGGGAAGUCUUCUCACCAGUCCUGCAGUGAGAUUACCUGGCAUCACCUAUGUGCUCUCACACCUUAACAGAAAGCUUUCUAUGGAAGAUCAGCUUUAUAUCAUUGGCAGUGAUAUUGAAUUAAUGGUAGAAGCUGUGAGCACAUCUGUACAGGACUCCAGUGUGCUUGUUCAAAGGAGUACGCUAGACCUUAUCCUCUUCUGCUUUCCUUUCCAUAUGAGCCAGGCAACCCGUCCUGACAUGAUCCGUAUCUUGUCAGCUGCACUGCGUGUGGUAUUACGUAGAGACAUGUCUUUGAAUCGGAGACUUUAUGCUUGGCUCCUUGGGUUUGAUAACAAUGGUACUGCUGUAGGACCAAGAAGCUCAAGGCAAAGCAAUCCCGAGGAACAUGCCACUCACUAUUUUAAUACAUUCUCCAAGGAGCUCCUAGUACAGGCUAUGGUAGGAAUAUUACAAGGAAAAGAAAUGAGCAGAGAGAGCGCCCCUGUGCAAGACUUAAAGCCAUUCCGAAUUCUCAUAAGUCUAUUGGACAAGCCUGAGCUAGGGCCAGCAAUCUUGGAAGAUGUACUAAUAGAAGUGUUCAGGACCUUGUACACACAGUGCAAAGCAGAACUUGAUCUUCAGGCUCAGACACCCUUUAGCAAGGACCCAGUGCAGUUAAGUAGUAAACUAAGGGAAAACAAGAGGACUGCCGAGUUGAUAAAAACAGCAAACCUCUUGUUUAACUCAUUUGAACCUUAUUACAUGUGGGAUUACAUCGCUCGUUGGUUUGAAGAAUGCUGCAGGAGGACUUUGCACUCCAGGAUACAGACCCCAGGUGGUGACAGUAGCAAGCCUGAGUUACCACUUAUCAAUUUUUGCUUGUUGGUGGACUUCUUGUUGGAUAUAGUGUCCUUGCCGACUAGAAGUAUGAGAGUGAUUUGUCAGGAGGCAUACAUAGAAAUACAGACCGAGCACCUGCCUCAGCUUCUCCUGAGGAUGAUUUCAGCACUGACAAGCCAUCUUCAAGCUCUGGACCUGAAAGAACUCGAAGACUCACUGAGGCUUUGUUCCAAAAUCCUCAGCAAGGUUCAGCCUCCUCUUUUAUCUCCUGGGGUGGAUGGUUCUGUACAUUUUCCAGGUGGACAAAACAGCUACUGCAAAGAGAAAGAUGAAAGAAAGCUGUCCCCUGUUACCUCAGAAAACACAGGUGAUGUGUUUGAAGAUGGAGAGAACCCGCCGAGCAGUCGGUCGUCAGAAAGUGGCUUUACUGAGUUUGUGCAGUACCAAGCUGACAGAGCUGAUGACAUUGACAAUGAGGGCCAAGGUGCAGCUGGUCUGCCCUUAGGUAGUACUUCAUCAGAGGCUGAAACUGUAUCUACUAUUGGGUCUGAGGAGACACUUAUUCUGCCCCUGUGUUUAAGCCCUCAGAGGAUAGCAGCUCGCAGCAUUAAACCCACACAAAAGACUGCCAUGCAGGGUUGCUUAGAGUAUUUCCAGCAGUUUUUGACAAGACUUUUCACCUUGUACAUUAUUCCCAAGAGUCCUGUUACUAUGGAAGUUAUAAAUGUCGGUGACUUCGCUGGAGCUUAUGCAGACAGUACUAAGUGGCAAACUCCAAUGCAGGAGAAUCCUAAAGAAAAGAAAACUAACAGGCCACUUUCCCCAAAAGAAUACCGCCCUGCCUUUAUUGCUGCAUGCCAGCUAUUUCUUGAAUGUUCAAGCUUCCCUGUUUACAUUGCAGAAGGCAGUCAAGCAUCAGAGAUUCAUGCAAGUAUGGCUAACACAGAUUGUGAGCAGGUCCAGCCUCCUCUCUGGCUCCAGACACUUAUGAACGCAUGUAACAUGGCACAAGACUUCAGCAUUCAGAGUGUGGCCAUCUCUCUUGUCAUGGACCUGGUGGGGCUUACACAGUCAGUGGCAGUUGUUGCAGGAGAGAACUCCAGCAGUCUGGAACCUUCCCAACCUUUAAGCCCUAACCAAGGGCGAGUGUCUGUUGUUAUCAGGCCACCGCUUACUGAAGGCAAUUUAAGAUACAUUGCAGAGAAAACAGAUUUUUUUAAGCACGUGGCUUUAACUCUGUGGGAGCAGUUAGGAGAUCAGACUCCCAAACACCAUCAAAGAAGCGUGGAACUUUUCUACCAGCUGCACAGCUUAGUACCCUCUUCUAGUAUAUGUGAAGAUGUCAUCAGCCAGCAGUUAACACACAAGGACAAGAAAAUAAGAAUGGAAGCUCAUGGAAGAUUUGCAGUUCUCUGGCACCUGACCCGUGACUUGCAUAUAAACAAAACCUCAUCUUAUGGACGCACUUUUGACAGGUCAUUAUUUAUUAUGCUUGACAGUCUAAACAGUUUGGAUGGCUGUACGUCAUCUGUUGCGCAAGCCUGGCUAAAUCAAGUGCUCCAGAGACAUGAUAUUGCAAGAGUUCUUGAGCCUCUUCUGCUGUUGCUUCUUCAUCCGAAGACACAACGGGUAUCUGUGCAAAGGGUGCAAGCAGAGCGGCAUUGGAGCAAGUCCCUUCGAUACCUUGAAGAUAACAGGAACAACUGUCUUAGAAUAUUUACCAGCAGUGAUGCAUUGUCUACCUCCCGGGAAAGUACAGGACAAGUGGCAUCAAAACGAGGAGCCACUAAUGAUAUGGAGACCUUCAGUCUUACAGUUAACCCUCUCAGUGACAGGCUUUCCCUUUUGAGCACCAGCAGUGAAACUAUUCCAAUGGGAGUGUGUGAUUUUGACCUUCCAGACCAACAGACUGAGAUAUUGCAAAGCUCUGACUCUGGUUGCUCUCAGUCAUCAGUGGGUGAAAGUGUCAACUAUGAUGUUGAUGCAGAGAGUAUAUCUGCUCAAGAUAACUGCCAAACCUUAGCAGAAGAACCUAUUGCUGAAAUUGUUCAGCAAGUUAUUUUAGACUUGAUAUACAAAGUUCUUACAGACCUUGGUGAAGAUGCUGAAUCAAGUUAUUCACAAGAUAAUCAGCAAGACACCCCGCAUAUCAUAAAUAUGCCCAACUCUACUGCCAGUGCUAGGGACAAUGAGGGUGAAGUAGUUCAGUUGAAUGAUGAUGUUCUGGUAGCCAAUGACCCAUCUAGACUUUUAUCUGUGUCUGCAGAAGUUGGCAUAGAAAGCCUAGCAAAUGCUAUUUCUAGAAAUAUUUCCUCUCCAUGCAUCAUGGGCCAACAAAACCCCACAGAGUUUAACCUUAACUUGGAAUCACAAAGCAGAAAAAGAAGCCACAGCAGUAUACAGUUCAAUUUUAUAGGAAAAGCUACUGAAAAAGACAGUUCUGCUAAAGAUGUCAGCAAACAGGGUGCAAAGCCCAAGUUAAAAAUGUCUAGGAGGAAAGAUGAAGAUAAGAAAAAAACACAGAAUGAAAAGCUAAAACAGGCAAAUGUUUUUUUUAGUGAUGGGUUGGAUUUAGAGAACUGGUACAGCUGUGGAGAAGGAGAAAUUUCGGAAAUUGAAAGUGAUGUAGGAUCUCCAGGAGUACGUAAAUCUCCACAUUUUAACAUCCAUCCUCUUUAUCAGCAUGUGCUGCUCUACCUUCAGCUUUAUGACUCCUCAAGGACAUUAUAUGCACUUACUGCCAUUAAAGCCAUAUUAAAGACAAGUCCCACAGUUUUUGUAAAAGCUAUUUCAACCACUAAUGUUAGCAAUGCUUAUACCCCGCAAUUGUCAUUGCUUCAAAAUCUUUUGGCCCGCCAUCGGAUAUCUGUAAUGGGAAAAGAUUUUUAUAGCAAUAUUCCACUGGACUCAAAUCACAAUUUUCGCAGUUCAAUGUAUAUAGAAAUCCUUAUAUCUUUAUGUCUGUACUUUAUGAGAAGCCACUAUCCUACUCACGUAAAGGUAACGCAGCAAGAUCUGAUGGGUAAUCGCAACAUGCAAAUGAUGAGCAUAGAAAUUCUGACUCUUCUUUUCACAGAGCUUGCUAAAGUUAUAGAAAGCUCUGCAAAGGGUUUCGCCAGUUUCAUAUCUGAUAUGUUAUCAAAGUGCAAGGUUCAGAAAGUAAUACUUCAUUGCUUGUUGUCAUCGAUUUUUAGCGCUCAGAAGUGGCACAGUGAAAGAAUGGCUGAGAAGAACAUAAUGGCAAUAGAAGAGGGAUUCUCUGAGGACAGCCUAAUUAAUUUCUCAGAAGAUGAGUUUGACAAUGGCAGCACAUUGCAGUCUCAGCUUUUAAAGGUUCUUCAGAGUCUGAUCAUUCUGGAGCACCGUGUGCUGACAGUUCCAGAAGAUAACGAAGCAGGCUUUGAUUUUGUCAUUACUGACUUGGAAAACAUUAAUCCCCAGCAGCCAAUGACUUCACUUCAGUACUUGCACUCUCAACCGAUCACAUGCCAGGGGAUGUUCCUUUGUGCUGUGAUCAGGGCUUUACAUCAGCAUUACACGUGCAAAAUGCACCCUCAGUGGAUUUGCCUUAUGACAUCCACCUUGCCUUAUAUGGGGAAGGUUCUGCAAAAAGUUGUAGUUUCAGUGACUUUACAGCUUUGCAGAAAUCUGGAUAACUUAAUUCAGCAGUACAAGUAUGAAACUGGAAUAACAGACUCAAGGCCACUUUGGAUGGCAUCCUUUAUUCCUCCAGACAUGAUUCUAACUGUCUUAGAAGGAAUAACAACAAUAAUUCACUAUUGCUUGCUUGAUCCAUCUGCUCAGUAUCACCAGCUUAUGGUGAGUGUGGAUCAGAAGCAUUUACUUGAGGCUCGCAGUGGAAUGCUGUCCAUCCUUCAUCUGAUUAUGUCCUCAGUUACCUUGCUGUGGAGCGUACUGCAUCAAGCUGACUCUUCAGAGAAAAACUUCACUGCUGCUUCUGCAACUGUUACCACAGUCAAUCUUGGCUCUACAAAGAAUUUACGGCAGCAGAUUCUGGAGCUGUUGGGUCCAAUUUCUAUGAAUCAUGGGGUAUAUUUUAUGGCUGCCAUUGCUUUUGUUUGGAAUGAAAGAAGACAGAACAAAAAUUCUACUCGCACAAAGGUUAUACCAUCUGCUAGUGACGAGCAGCUUUUGUUGGUGGAACUGGUUCGCUCUAUUAGUGUGAUGAGGACCGAAACAGUGAUACAGACUGUGAAAGAAGUAUUAAAGCAGCCACCGGCCAUUGCUAAAGACAAGAAGCAUCUCUCACUUGAGGUCUGCAUGCUACAGUUCUUUUAUGCCUAUGUUCAAAGAAUUCCAGUCUCCAAUCUUGUCGAUAGUUGGGCUUCUUUUCUUGUGCUUCUGAAGGAUUCUAUUCAGCUUAAUAUUCCAGCACCAGGACAGUUUCUUAUACUUGGUGUUCUAAACGAGUUUAUCAUGAAAAACCCAACCCUGGAGAACAAGAAAGACCAGAGGGAUUUACAGGAUGUAACUCACAAAAUAGUAGAUGCCAUUGGAGCAAUUGCUGGUUCGUCCUUGGAGCAGACUACAUGGCUAAGAAGAAAUCUGGAAGUCAAGCCGUCCCCCAGGAUUACUGUAGAUGGGACCAAUCUAGAAUCUGAUGUUGAAGAUAUUAUGCUAUCCCCAGUCAUGGAAAUAUCAAACAUUACUCCAUCUGUUUACAGUGUGCAUGCCCUGACAUUACUCGCUGAGGUUCUUGCACACUUGUUGGAUAUGGUUUUCUACAGUGAUGAGAAAGAGAGAGUUAUACCUUUGCUUGUUAAUAUUAUGCAUUAUGUGGUUCCAUACUUACGCAAUCACAGUGCACAUAAUGCUUCCAGCUACAGAGCUUGUGUGCAGCUUCUGAGCAGUCUGAGUGGCUAUCAGUAUACAAGGAGAACAUGGAAGAAGGAAGCAUUUGACCUUUUUAUGGAUCCCAACUUCUUCCAGAUGGAUGGAUCCUGUGUUAGUCACUGGAGAUCUAUUAUGGACCAUCUCAUGACACAUGAUAAAACUACGUUUCGGGAUUUAAUGACCCGCGUUGCUGUGGCACAGAGUAGUUCCCUUGGUCUGUUUACUAACCGUGAUGCAGAGUUGGAGCAGCGAGCCAUGCUUCUCAAGAGACUGGCAUUUGCCAUCUUCAGCAGUGAGAUAGACCAGUACCAGAAGUUUCUACCAGACAUACAAGAAAGAUUAGUGGAGAGCCUGAGGCUGCCACAGGUUCCAACUCUGCAUUCCCAAGUAUUCCUGUUCUUUCGGGUUUUGCUUUUAAGGAUGUCUCCCCAGCACCUCACUUCUCUGUGGCCAACUAUGAUCACUGAACUGGUACAAGUAUUUCUGCUUAUGGAACAGGAACUCACUGCUGAUGAAGAUAUCACAAGGAUAUCUGGGCCAUCAGUUGCUGGUUUAGAAACAACUUACACUGGAGGAAAUGGCUUCUCUACAUCCUACAACAGCCAGCGGUGGCUAAACCUGUAUUUGUCUGCGUGCAAAUUUCUAGAUUUGGCCUUAGCCUUGCCCUCUGAAAACCUUCCUCAGUUUCAGAUGUACAGAUGGGCAUUUAUCCCGGAAGCAUCAGAUGAUGCAGGCUUGGAGGUGCGCAGACAAGGCACACAUCAAAGGGAAUUCAAACCAUACGUUGUGCGCCUUGCAAAGCUGCUGAGGAAAAGAGCAAAGAAAAACCCAGAGGAGGACUGCUCAGGGAGAACACUAGACUGGAACCCAGGAAACCUCCUGCUAACAAUCUACAGUAUCCGCACCAUCGAGCAGCUGCUGCCUUUUUUCAACGUACUAAGCCAAGUCUUCAAUAGCAAAAUCACAAGCAGAUGCGUUGGAGAAUCAGGGAGCCCGAUACUUUACCAAAGCUCUUUUCCCAACAAAGACAUUAAAAUGGAAAACCAGAAACUGUUCUGCAAAAUAAGACAAAAGAUUGAGGAGAUGCUUGAGAGAGAUUUUCUUGAAGGGGGUUUGAAGAGCUGAUCUAAAGCCACUAGUCAUGAUCAUCACAUUUGAGUUGUACAGCAUUUGGAUUUUUUUUACCUUGUAUGUACUGUAUGAAACAUGCUUCUUACUUCUCAUUCCAUCAUAUUUAAUUUAAAUAUUUUUAUUUGUAAAUAAAAUCAACUAUGUUAAAAGAGC